UGUGCUGCCACUUGAUCGCAGUAGGCAUGCGGCUUGAUACUCCGGUCAAACGCCGCAAGAGACUCGAGGCUCGCAAAGGGACGGGAAUAGGAAGGACGAGGCCGAGGAGAGAGAGCCAUUGACGAGGGGGGAAUUUGCACUCAGAACGUGCCAUCGCCGCCCUUCGCCAACAGAUAAAAAGGGCGUCUGAUGUCGCACCAUCUGGAAACUCCCCUCAGAAGCAAGCCAAGGAGCACUCGCGCCCACCACUCCUCUCCGCCAGCCCACCACCUUCCAUCAGCCCGGCUGUCGUUCUAUAAGAGAGCGUGACUGACUCCCUUGCUAGACUCUCACCUCACCUCACCUCACCUCUCUCUACUACCACCUCCACCACCACCACCACCACCCUCGCAUACAAAGCUGCAAAAAUGGCUUUCGGUGCCGACCUCGACAACUACACCAAUGCCCACACCACUCUCGGCCUGCUCGAGAAGAAGCGGGGCGCCCGCUUCCUCGGCAUCUCCUGGGGCGAGGUCAAGCUGCUCAUGAUCGCUGGUGUUGGUUUCCUCAUGGACGCCUACGACCUGUUCAUCAUCAACAUGAUGUACGCAGUCAUCAUCGUCGCCUACCCCGAGUUCCACGCUACCAAGACACGCAAGGCCAACGUCACCUGGGGUCUCGACGGUGGUGUGCUCAAGGCCUCGGCCAACAUCGGUAACGUCCUCGGCCAGGUUCUCUUCGGUUUCCUCGGUGACUACUUCGGCCGCUCGGCCGUCUACGGCAAGGAGCUCAUCAUCAUCAUCGUCGGUGUCAUCAUGAUCAUCAGCGCGCCCGACUACCUCGGCGGUGUCGGUGUCACUGCCUGGAUCUUCGCCUUCCGUGUGCUCAUGGGUAUCGGCAUUGGCGGUGACUACCCCAUGUCGGCCUCGGUUGUCUCGGACCGUGCCAACCUCAGGAACCGCGGUCGCCUGCUCGCCAUCAUCUUCUCCAACCAGGGCUGGGGCAACCUGCUCGGUGCCAUCGUCGCCGUCGUUGUCAUUGCUGCCUACCGCGGCCCCGUCCUCGCCGGCGACCUGCACAAGCUCUCGGGCGCCUGGCGCAUCAUGCAGGGCCUCGCCCUCAUCCCCGCCUUUGCCGUCCUCUACUUCCGCCUGACGCUCGUCGAGUCCACCCGCUUCACCCAGGCCCGUGCCAUCCAGGACGACCCCGAGCUGCUCAACAAGGCCUCGGCUGCCGGUGUCAUUGUCAGCGAGGACGAGUCCGAGUACGCUGGCAACGGCGAGAAGAAGCUCAGCUCGAGCAACUCGGACAUCAUCGCCCCUGAGCCCGAAGCCGUCGGCCUCAAGCUGGCCACCGUUGGCAAGAAGCCCAAGAACGAGUUCUUCGAGUACUUCAGCAACCCGCGCCACGCCCUCACCCUCUUCGGCACCGCCGCCUGCUGGUUCCUCGUCGACAUCACCUUCUACGGCAUCAACCUCAACCAGUCGUCGAUUCUCACGGCUAUUGGCUUCACCAACGGCAACACCUACGGCAAGCUCAUGAAGACCGCUACCGGCAACCUGAUCAUCACCGUCGCUGGUUUCCUCCCCGGCUACUUCUUCACCAUCGGCCUCGUCGACGUCGUUGGCCGCAAGCCGAUCCAGAUCAUGGGCUUCACCAUGAACGCCCUCUUCCUCGGCAUCCUCGCGGGCAAGUACAACGAGUACAAGGCACACACCAACCAGAUCUUCCCCCUCUUCGUCUUCCUCCAGUUCUUCUUCAACUUCGGUGCCAACGCCACCACCUUCCUCUACCCCGCCGAGGUGUUCCCCACCGCGGUCCGCGCCACUGCCCACGGUUUCUCGGCCGCCUGCGGCAAGUGCGGUGCCAUCCUCGCCUCGCUCCUCUUCAGCUACCUGUCCAACCAGCCCUUCGGCACGGCCAACGUCUUCUGGAUCUUCUUCGGUAUCUCCAUCCUCGGUGCCAUCAUCACCAUCGUCUGCCUGCCCGAGACCAAGGGUGUUGACCCCGACGAGAAGUACCGCCAGGAGCUUGCCGAGAAGAACGGCCUCGGCCAGGAGACGGCUGCUGCCCUCCACUAGAUUCGCCUUCGCUCCUCCUCCUCCUCCUCCUCCUUGUAUACAAAAGAGCAAGUCAUUAUUCUUCCACUUCACACAACAACAGCCCUUGCCCAACCCUUAAUCUGUCUAUAAAUGCCUUGCGCUUCUCUUUUCUUUUUUUGUCUCUUCCUCUUGGGCUUUUCUCCUCUUUUCGUAGCUUACCCGCUCUACGAGUACUUGCUUGCGCUUUGGAGACGUCAUCCUGAUGAAAUCCUCAUACCAUUUCAUGAUC
This is a messenger RNA of Acaromyces ingoldii, 2310 nucleotides long. RefSeq names its product putative PHO84-inorganic phosphate permease. Gene Ontology annotation, molecular function: transmembrane transporter activity. The coding region runs from base 408 to 2060 and encodes 550 amino acids. The transcript has 2 exons. Lineage: Eukaryota; Fungi; Basidiomycota; Exobasidiomycetes; Exobasidiales; Cryptobasidiaceae. The record is from RefSeq and is a predicted model, not a curated record. Gene Ontology annotation, cellular component: membrane. Gene Ontology annotation, biological process: transmembrane transport.